AUGCGUACCUUCGGUUUCCUCGCCGCCGCGGCCCUCGUGUCCCAGGCCACCGCCCACUACGUCUUCCCUACCCUGAUCGUCAACGGCGAACAGACCGAGCGCUACGAGUUCGUCCGUGAGGCCAAGAACUCCAACUCCCCCGUCGAGGAUGUCACCUCUGAGGGCAUCGUCUGCAACAAGGGCGGCAACGACGAUGACGUCCUGGCCAAGACCAAGACCAAGGCCGUCAAGGCCGGCGACGAGCUCGGCUUCAUCGUCGAGAACGACAUGGGCCACCCCGGCCCCCUCGCCGUCUACCUCUCCAAGGCUCCCGACUCCGUCUCCUCCUACAAGGGUGACGGUGACUGGUUCAAGAUCUACGAGCUGACCACCUCCGACAUCACCGACGCCGGUCUCCAGUGGGCCACGUACGUGAACAACGCCGGUAUCCACAACUUCACCUUCACCCUCCCCAAGGAGGUCCCUACCGGCGAGUACCUGCUCCGUGCUGAGCACGUCGGUCUCCACGGCGCCGGCUCCAAGGGUGGUGCCCAGUUCUACAUUGCUUGCGCUCAGAUCUCCGUCGAGGGUGCUGCCUCCGGUACCCCCGCUCCCACCGUCAAGUUCCCCGGUGCCUACACCGGCGAGGAGCCCGGUCUGCUGAUCAACAUCUACUACCCUGCCCCCAAGAACUACACCGCCCCCGGCCCCGUCACCUGGCCCAACUCUUGCGAGGACCACACCGCCAACCUCCUCGGCCAGACCUCCGACGGUGACUGCACUGGCAGCGACGGCGCCACCACCCCCGUCACCCCCGUCCCCUCUACUCCCGCUUCCGGCAACGGCACCGUCCCCGCUGAGCCCUCUGCCCAGCCCUCCCAGACCGCUUCCGCCGACAGCGACUGUGACAAGUCUGCUGCUCGCCGCCGUGCUCGCUCUAUGCACCGCCGCGCUGCCCGCCUUGCCCGCGCUGCCUACUAA
This is a messenger RNA of Colletotrichum truncatum, 960 nucleotides long. RefSeq names its product glycosyl hydrolase family 61. NCBI's taxonomy places the organism in Eukaryota, Fungi, Ascomycota, Sordariomycetes, Glomerellales, Glomerellaceae. The record is from RefSeq and is a predicted model, not a curated record.